Stylophora pistillata is the source of this 2592-nucleotide messenger RNA. RefSeq names its product cyclin-dependent kinase 2. Gene Ontology annotation, biological process: regulation of G2/M transition of mitotic cell cycle; signal transduction; protein phosphorylation. Gene Ontology annotation, molecular function: ATP binding; cyclin binding; cyclin-dependent protein serine/threonine kinase activity. Gene Ontology annotation, cellular component: cyclin-dependent protein kinase holoenzyme complex; nucleus; cytoplasm. The record is from RefSeq and is a predicted model, not a curated record. Lineage: Eukaryota; Metazoa; Cnidaria; Anthozoa; Scleractinia; Pocilloporidae.
GUUUUCUACUACUCAUAUCAAUCUUCACAAAAUCAUAACGUAUUUAAAUGUAAGCCAAAUGUAAAUGUAAGCAAAGACAGUUUUGCAAGCAAAGUUCCGAACUACGCCUCCGCACCCUGCUGAGGUACUGUACUCACUUUUAGAAACUCACCUGGACACACCCAAAUUUCGCUAAUCAAUGGACUGAACCUCGACUGAGGCUCUGAGCCUUUUGCAGUAAACAUAGAGAAAGAAAUAUCGAGGAAGAAACAGGCAACGCGUAGGCAGAGUUAAAGAAUGAUUUAUCUGUUCUUUCCUGGCAUUUUGUGACAUCUUUGCUUCCAUUAUGAUUUCUGUAGGAUACGUCCCAGACUUACACCUUAUUUUCUGUAAGACUAACGGGUCAUGUGCAUGUGGAGUUCUCUACCCUCUAAUAUAAUGAAUGAAGCAGUCGAAACAUUUUUUAUUGAUAACAUUUAACUUUAAAAAAAAAGGGUUUAAUGUGUGUAUCCUACGUGAUCGUAUAGCGCUAGCGUGAUUAUAUUUCGCGUGGUAGUACGCAGACUUUCUUUGCAAGAAACAAUGCCAAUCAUGAUUUUCAUUGAACUGAAAUGAUUAGAUUGACAAAGCCUUGAAUACUUCCUCUUUUCCUCUCAUACUUAUAUUCCUCUUUCAAUCUCGAACUUGUCUAAUCAGAACAAUUUGAGAGGCGACAAAAAAUUGCGAAAGUUUUAAGACUUACAAAAUGAGUCGCUCGUCCGCCAUGUUGAUAUGAUGGGGGUGAUAGCUGACCGAAAAGGUACCUGCCUGCAGGCUUACAUCGAGAUUUAGCCAAUAGGAUUUGAGUAACUUGCUUCGAGAACCAAUCAGAUUGUUGCGCGGGAAACAUCAACCAAUCACCAGUGUAACAAAGUAGCGGGAACGGGCCGCGGAAACCCGCGCGUUAUGUUUGUUGAGGUGAAAGAAAAUAUAUGAACUUGAACUUCCACGUCUUUUCUAUGACGAGGGGUCAGCCGAGAAUUGUGAAUUCUUUCUCUCUCCCUCAUGGAAGCUUUCCGAAAGCUUGAGAAGAUUGGAGAAGGAACAUACGGCGUUGUCUAUAAAGCAAAAGACAUCGAAACAGGACAAACAGUCGCUUUGAAAAAGAUCCGCUUAGAUUCGGAAUCUGAUGGAGUUCCAAGCACAGCCAUAAGGGAGAUUUCGCUACUCAAAGAACUGAGUCACCCAAAUGUGGUUAGAUUGUUAGAUGUGGUUCCCAGUGAAAAGAAGCUCUUCAUGGUGUUUGAGUUCCUUGAUAGAGACCUUAAAAAGUACAUGGACUCAGUACCUGCUGGUGGAAUGUCACUACCUUUAGUCAAGAGCUACCUCUAUCAGUUGUUAAGUGGCAUAGCAUUCUGUCACUCACAUCGAAUCCUGCACAGAGAUCUAAAGCCACAGAAUCUACUUAUAGAUGCUCAUGGAUCCAUUAAGCUGGCAGACUUUGGUCUAGCUAGAGCUUUUGGAGUACCAGUUAGAUCUUAUACACAUGAAGUAGUAACCCUGUGGUAUAGGGCACCUGAGAUUCUCUUGGGUUGCCGUUAUUACUCCACCCCAGUAGAUGUGUGGAGUAUUGGAUGUAUAUUUGCUGAAAUGAUAACCAGAAGAGCUCUUUUCCCUGGAGACUCAGAAAUUGAUCAGCUGUAUCGCAUAUUUAGAACAUUAGGAACUCCAGAUGAGAGGUUAUGGCCUGGAGUAUCUGAGCUCCCUGAUUAUAAAACCUCUUUCCCCAAAUGGCCUGUACAAAAUCUUCUCCAAGUUAUUCCUGCUUUAGGUCAAAUGGGUGCUGAUUUAUUACAGCAAAUGCUUAAAUAUGAACCAACCAGUCGCAUUUCAGCAAGGAAUGCCUUGAGUCAUCAAUUCUUUACUGAUGUCAGAAGAAGUGCACCAAAAUCUUGAACCACUUAUCAAGGGACUACAUUCUUCCCAAUUCCAUUACAAGAGGAUACCAGAAUAACUAUUUAAAAAGUGUUUUUAAACAUAACACCUAAUUCAGGGCCCAAAACUUGUGAACUCACACAAAAAUCAUCUCUUCUCUCUUUAUGAAAUUGUCGCAAGAACAUCAUUUUAAAAACUGCUGGCAGUAGAGAUGCAGUUUCCAUACUUCCUUUCCAAAUUAAAAUUGAAUUUUUGGCUCAAAGUCAGCUUUUUUUUUUAGAGCCACCUUGAAUCACUGGUGCUUUCAAAUUUACUAUUUUGUGAAAUUUGUGGUCAGUAGCUUUAAACUACGCAUUGUAAAUACUUGUAUUUGUGUGCCAGUUGUACUGUAGAUGCAUUUAUACCUUAAAUAAGGGAUAGUUCCUUUGUAUUACUUAAUUUAAAGUAUUGAUGAAAAGCACCAGAGAGGAGUGCAAAUAAUUUGAAAGAAAAUUGUAUGACAACAGAAAUAAUACAUUAUAAAAUUCAAAAAUAAAUAUUUUAAAAAUAUAUACUGUUGUUUAGUUUUCACAGACCAGACAAACUUGUGGUCUUUGAAUUAUUUGCUUCUAAGUGCUUGCUGAUGUUUGUUCCAAAUGACACUAAAAAUCAUAUUACCCAAACAAACUGACUGAUCCAGUACAUCAGUAUCACUCCACU